Molecule: messenger RNA, 531 nt
Organism: Cladophialophora yegresii CBS 114405
Lineage: Eukaryota; Fungi; Ascomycota; Eurotiomycetes; Chaetothyriales; Herpotrichiellaceae
Exons: 1
Coding region: 1-531 (176 amino acids)
Source: RefSeq, a predicted model, not a curated record
AUGUCCGACCCGACCAAAGACCGCCACCACUCCCCAACCAGCACCGGCAGCUUCAAAUCCGCGCUCUCGACCCUCAAACGCGCCGCCACAAACACCAGCAACAAGAGCAACCUCUCCUAUACGCCCGGCGACGACUCGAUCUUCAACAUCCCCCAAGACCCACUCCCGGACAACCCACGCGACCUCGAAGGCUUCCUGAACCGCCACCUCUCGGCCCUGGACCAGCUGCAACGCACCGUCGACGCCCGCAACCAGGAGAUCAAAGACUACUGCACCCGCGCCGCGUACUACUACAACCUGAAGCCACGCGUGUCGGGCCAAUUUCUCAAGCAGCUCGACGCGGAGAUCUACGUGCUGAGACAGCAGCGGAACGGGUUGCAGCCGCUCGUGCAGAUGAGACAUGACGAGAUUGUGCGCAUCGCGGACCAUCGCAAGAUGUUGGACGAGGAGAGGGGCCUCGAGUGCACUGUGUAUGAGAUGUACCUUGGGUUCCGCAAGUUGGGGGACUGGGAGGAGAGGUUCUCGAUCUAG